This is a messenger RNA of Lotus japonicus, 781 nucleotides long. RefSeq names its product toll/interleukin-1 receptor-like protein. The coding region runs from base 134 to 643 and encodes 169 amino acids. NCBI's taxonomy places the organism in Eukaryota, Viridiplantae, Streptophyta, Magnoliopsida, Fabales, Fabaceae. The transcript has a single exon. The record is from RefSeq and is a predicted model, not a curated record. Gene Ontology annotation, biological process: signal transduction.
CCAAUGACACUCGCAGCUUCCUUGAAGUUUCAUUGGAUAAAAUCUGCAUUUAACUAGCUAUUUGCAGACUUUUGCUAGACCAGCCACUGAUCUUCUUCCCUUCUCAGCUUGAGUUAAUUAGUUUUCAUUCAUUAUGGCAAAGUACGAUGGAGAAGAGUUGCACAUUUUCAACUAUGACGUUUUCAUCAGUUUCAGGGGUGAAGAUACAAGGCACACCUUUGUAAAAAUUCUUCACAAAGAGCUCAAACGAAAGGGGAUCAGAACUUUCGUUGAUGAUGAGAUGCUUAAGGCUGGGAACGUUAUUUCACCUGCUCUUUCCAAAGCCAUUGAAGAAUCCAUGGUUUUAAUUAUAGUGCUUUCUAAGAACUAUGCAUCUUCUACUUGGUGUCUUGACGAGCUCGUCAAGAUUUUAGAGUGUUCAAGGAGGGGUAAUCAACAACUUGUUUACCCAAUUUUUUACCAUGUAGAGCCCUCCCAUGUACGCCAUCAAAAGGGGAAAUACGGUGAAGCAAUGGCAGCACAUGAGAAAAAAUAUGGCAUAAACUCUGACAGAAUUCGAACAUGGAGGUCAACUUUUGUUCCUGUAUGGAACCACAGACUAAAGGCUAACCAGUUUAGAGAGCAAACGAAAGUAACAAAGUGAAUAAAAAUGCGUGAAAUGAUAGGUCUCCACCGCUUGGGCGGUCCUCUUUUAUUUAUAGCUUGGGUUUUGGUCCGGCUGGACCAUGGGUUGCCCGACCCAUUAGUUACAUGAUAUUGAUUAGCCCAUUCGGUCCGCCCA